AUAGAUUAGGUAAGUUGCUAGCUAAAAUGUGGAUUAGGUCGCCAAAACUUCCCAAACACAAACCAAAAACACUCACAAAAACCUGUAUUAAAACAUCAUCACAUUCUAAUUCAUAUGCAUCACUGCCUCUGAUCAAUCAAUAAUGCUGUCAAGAAUCAUAUAUUGCAGCGCAGUUGUUUUAGCCACAACUGCAGUCAUACUUCUAGCCUUGUUCUCGCCGCGGCCCCACCGGAGCGGCCGCAUCACUCCCCAGAUGGCCUUAUCUUUCUACAUCCAACAACCCCAGCUGGGCGGCUCCGUGGCGGCGCCGCCCAGCGCAGGGGCGCUGAUCUUCCACCGGUGGCUGACCGAAGGCCCCGAGAACACGUCGCGGGUGGUGGGGAAGGCUCAAGGGUUCAUAAUACCGGUGGAGGGCUUCGCGCACUCGGCUUUCAACAUCAUUUACCUCACGUUUCACACACACGAGCAUUCUGGCAGUGUUAGUGUUGAGGCCAGGAACUUGGCCUUCAAAGAAGAGGAAGAGCUGAGUGUUGUUGGUGGCACUGGCUCUUUUGCCUUUGCUACUGGAAAUGCUGUGUUUGCUCAGAUUGGGAGACAACCAUCUAAUAUGGAAGCAUCCUAUCACAUAAAAUUGCAUUUGGAUUUCCCAGACAAUUUUGGGAUGAGGAUUACAUGAUAUCAAGAACUCAGCACCCUUGCCACACAUGAACCAAACACAGUUUUGUUGGAUGGAAGCUCGAAGCAAAAGGAGGUUGGAUUCAGCUAUGCAAGAUGGAUGAAGAUCUUAAAAGUUUAUUCAGUUUGCAAAAUUAUAUUGUGUGUAAUAUAUAAUGUAGUGGUUGGAUGUAAUAAGUAAUGAAAACAUAUAACACACGACAAAAAAUGAAGAAUUCAUGGCUGAACAAAGGCAUAGUAACAAAAUGAGAAUGACAUCUGUAAUGUUAUUUAUCGACUUAAAUAAAUAAGGAAAUAUUUGCAUCCAAA
Molecule: messenger RNA, 984 nt
Organism: Salvia miltiorrhiza (redroot sage)
Lineage: Eukaryota; Viridiplantae; Streptophyta; Magnoliopsida; Lamiales; Lamiaceae
Product: pterocarpan synthase 1
Exons: 3
Coding region: 143-676 (177 amino acids)
Source: RefSeq, a predicted model, not a curated record